Molecule: messenger RNA, 588 nt
Organism: Mycena citricolor
Lineage: Eukaryota; Fungi; Basidiomycota; Agaricomycetes; Agaricales; Mycenaceae
Source: the annotation of a GenBank genome assembly
AUGGACGUAUACGUCCAGAUCACGGGUCUGGACUCAGGGAAAAUGCGUGGAGUCAAGGCGCUGCUCGAUAGUGGCUGCAGUACCUGCUGCAUUGACACCGACGACGCACAAGCAGAGAAAUUGGACAUCCAAGAGCUUCCACAACCCAUCGUGGCACGAAACGCCGACAACACCAAGAACAUCAGCGGCCGGAUCACACAUUACGUUGACUUGAGGAUGAGAAUCGGUCCUCAUGUGGAGACCCGCACAUUACUCCUGACGUGUCUAGGAAAAGCCCGGAUCUUCAUCGGUCUGGAUUGGCUGACGGAACACAACCCUGAGGUGGAUUGGCAGGAGCAGACAAUGAGAUUCAGCCGAUGCCCAGAGCAGUGUCACAUGAGGGGUCCCGAGGAGUACCAAGCAAUGAUCGACAUGGAUGCAAUCGACCUGGACACGGUGAUAGGCUGGCUACCAGACGCGCUCUGCACCAGCUCUGUAAGGGCAUAUUUUUGCGCUUUUUACAGAGUUUACUCUCGAACCAUUCAGUGUAUCGUGUCGCGGUUGACAGUGUUGCGCUCAGUAGGACUUAAGGGUCUACUGCCCAGUUGA